Molecule: messenger RNA, 3079 nt
Organism: Wyeomyia smithii (pitcher-plant mosquito)
Lineage: Eukaryota; Metazoa; Arthropoda; Insecta; Diptera; Culicidae
Product: carboxylesterase 5A
Exons: 5
Coding region: 876-3068 (730 amino acids)
Biological process (GO): synaptic vesicle endocytosis; chemical synaptic transmission; postsynaptic membrane assembly
Cellular component (GO): postsynaptic membrane; cell surface; synapse
Molecular function (GO): signaling receptor activity; neurexin family protein binding
Source: RefSeq, a predicted model, not a curated record
GAGCGGUUGACAGAUGGGCAGUGCCUAAGCGAAAACCAUCACGAUUAAUAGAUGGACCGGAAGUGACCAAAUCUUGGCAAAUUAAAACAUUGAUACAUAAGUCAUUACGGUGUGUCGUGGUGUGACCUUGGCGAGAAGGCGGAGAGAAAUAUUUGCUUUCGAAUUAGACACUUCUCCCGUCGUCGUCGUCGUCGUCGUCGUUGCCGUCGUUUAAGUUCGCAGUAAAUGCUCGAAGCGAGUUCGUAUGUUCAGCAGACCGUAACCGGCUGAGGAGCUUCUAGUUGUAGGGGGGUUUUUCGAAAAAAAAAAGAAUCACUCUCUGGAACGAGAAGAAAUUAAAAGUGAUACAAAUGCGAGGCCCAAAGUAGUUUUAAAGUGUUAAAAAUAAUCUUGAGAGCGAAAACUGUGCUACAAGGCCAGAAUCAAACCAAACUACGACUGACUUUCGAACAUCCCAAAGUUUAAUCAUUCUAAAGCAUCAACAACGCGUCAAGGUUAAUUAGUAAAGGUUCACUGAACAUCCAAGCAAUUUCAUCUUUCUCGAAACUCGAACGCUUUUCCACAAUAACCAAACAAAAAAAUAGAACACCGUGGAAACCGCAUUCGCAGGCAGCGUAACUUUGUAAAAGCGCAAGUCGUUACCAGUUUUGCAAAUAAAACGGUUGUCAGCGUUGCCGCGUCCAUUGUGCGCCGGGUCGGGAGUCGCGCCGCGUCAUGACAACAAGGAAGUAGCGUUCUAGAAUGGAAUAGAUUUAUUCGAACAACAAUAAUAUACCGAAGCAGUGAGGAGCGACGAGCAAAUUUCAAGUUCAACCAUGUCGAGUUUGAUCGAGUUCCGUGCGUCGUUGAGCUGCGAUUGUUUUCUACUGUAAACCAUGACCACCAUCGCAACGCUGUUGAUGUUUGGGAUUAUCGGGUCCAUUCAAGCUCAGAUCCAAGAUGUCACCAUCGUACUCAGCCAGGGAACGAUCGUUGGGCUCAAAGUAUUCCCCGAGACGUCCAAAAUCCCUGUAUUCACCUACCUUGGCAUUCCGUACGCGAAACCACCCCUGAACGAGCUUCGCUUUGCUCCACCCGUGCCGUAUUCCGGCUGGAACCGAACGCUGUACGCUCGUGAUUUCAAACCGAUCUGCCCGCAGUUGGAGAACAACAGCUAUGACGAGGUCGACCCGCAAAGAACGUACAAAUUUCGGGAAACUAGCGAGGAUUGUUUGUACCUCAACAUUUGGAUGCCCGAGUCGGCCGUCCGUUAUGGAGGAUUUCCUGUGCUAGUCAUGAUCACCGGCGAAGAGAUGGCCUUCGACUGGUCCAUUAAUCGGGCAACCGGACUGGACCUGGCUUCGGACGGGAUCAUCGUCGUCACCGUUCAGUACCGAACGAACGUUUUCGGUUGGUUAUCCUUGGGCCGGAAAUAUGCCCCCGGAAACCUUGGAUUGCUAGAUCAGCAGUUGGCUCUACUAUGGAUAAGAAGUAAUAUUCAGAAGUUUGGAGGGGACACCAAUCGGAUAACGAUGUUGGGACAUGGAACGACGGGCGGAUCGAAUGUGAUGACACACUUGGUGAGCCCGAAAGCACGUGGACUUUUUUCGAAGGCGAUCAUAAUGUCUGGAACCAUCUUUUCGCCAUAUUCACGCGUCAAUUUGGAUCGCAGUUUGUCGGAUGAGAUCGUGAAGAUUUUAGCCUGCAAUUACGAUGUCGGGCGGAAUAUGCUGAAAUGUCUGCAGCAGAAGAGUAUCCACGACCUUUUGAAGGCCUACGAGUACGUGUACAAGAAUGGGAAUUAUACACUCAACUUGAGUCCCAUCGUAGAUGACUAUCUGGACCCGGUAGAUCGGUAUGUUCCAGACGAUCCGAGAGCGCUGUUUGCCUCGAAAUCGUUCAUCCUUGAAGACAUACCGAUCAUGUUUGGGAUCACCAGCAACGAGGGAGCGUUUGUUCUAAACAAAUGGUUGUUUUUCGCGAGACAGGGAGAAAAUCAUCUACGGAAAUUUGUGAAUGAUUCACUCAUUCCGAACGUUUUAGAACAGUACGAAUUUGACGGAAUUGGACAGCAUCAGAUCCGAGAAACCAUUAGCUGGCGGUUCUUCGAUCAGAUUCCAGAUUCCAUCGCCCACUUGUUGAAUUCUAUCGUAAAACUAGUGACGGAGACCAGAUACGAAAUACCGUUUUACAAAACGCUGGAAAUACUUAGCGAUUUCGAGCCGCUCCGCACCAAUGCAUCCUCCAGCUCUGUCUUCCGAGAAACCCCGCAAGCUCUUAGAAGAGGAGGCAAUAUGUACGUGUACCUCUUUCAUCACUCCAACUCGAUGGACAUGCGGGGUAAAGUGAACUACUUUGGAGGAGCGUCGCACUCCUCAGAGUUACCCUUUCUGAUGGGACCAAGCCUGUUCCAGGAGAUCGCCCGCAAGAGGCUUUCCCAGUCGGAGGACAAACUCUGCAGAAAGAUGCGAGCUUUAUUCAGCGAGUUCAUCAAGAACGGUGAUCCUACCCCAGGCCGUCAGAUCGAUGCCUGGUCACCGUACACACAAAACGUACGUUACAUCAAACUGAUAUCCACCCGACCGGAAAGCAUGUUCCAGAAUGACAAACACAGCCUGGACAGCGUUUUCGAAGACAACCUAAAGCUGAUCCAAGAUCAGCUACUGAAUCAGGAUGAAGAUCCUCUGAACAGCAACCGCUCGCCACCAGAAAAUCCGUACCUGCUAGGUCGCAACAACUUGGACGACCAGGAAAGCUCCCGAUCGUCCAAGAGUGCCAUCUUUCUGGACAACGGAAAAGAUUCCGACUACUUCCACUAUCUGCGCCGAAUCGACAGCUUCUGGUAUCGAUUUCUGCCAAGGCUGAGCCAGAUAAUGAAUGCCACCGAGCAGGAACGCUUGCGCAACCGCAGAAUGGAUCUAAGCAUCGAGGAAGAGCAGCAGCUAGCCCGAGAAUCGUCGGAAGCUUCCCGCUAUCGGCAUGCCUUUUUCUCGAUGCUAACGCUAGUGUGCAUGCUGUUAGCCGUGCUUGGUGUUUGCGUGUACAUUUUGAGAAAAAACAGCAACAAGAGCAUAACCAGUUUCUUAUGACAUAAGUUUUU